This is a messenger RNA of Baudoinia panamericana UAMH 10762, 1814 nucleotides long. RefSeq lists its product as uncharacterized. Lineage: Eukaryota; Fungi; Ascomycota; Dothideomycetes; Mycosphaerellales; Teratosphaeriaceae. The record is from RefSeq and is a predicted model, not a curated record. Gene Ontology annotation, biological process: transmembrane transport; carbohydrate transport. Bases 183 to 1772 code for a protein of 529 amino acids. Gene Ontology annotation, molecular function: carbohydrate:proton symporter activity. The transcript has 5 exons. Gene Ontology annotation, cellular component: membrane.
AAUCCCAUUCAAGUCAAUGCAGAUCUGUUGCCCCCGGUUAAAUCCAUGACUCGUAACUGCAGGUAUGGUAUUUGUUAUAAGAAGACGAAGAGGACAACCCUGACUGCGAUACCGUACGAUCACGGACGAUCUUCUCUUCCUACCUUACAGCCUUCACAAUCAAUCCCAUCCCGUCACGCACGAUGGGCAACCAGCAGAACCAGAUCGUUGUCGGGACCGGCCGUGGUGAGGCCACGGUCAAUGUCCAAGAGCUGCUCACUAAAUCAUGGUAUCAAUAUCCGCACCUGCGAAUGCUCUAUGGUUGGCUCAGUGUGGUCCUCAUGGUCCAGGCGACCAACGGCUUCGACGGCUCGUUGAUGAAUGGGUUGCAAACGCUCACCUACUGGCAAUCGUAUUUCGGCCAUCCAACCGGCGCUCAACUUGGUGUGUUUAACGGCACCCAAGGUUUGGGCAGCGUCUUCGCAGUCUUCUUCCUCUGGUGGCUCGUGGAGAAAAUCGGUCGUAAGCUCACUAUUAUCGCUGGUGCCUUCAUCAUCGUCCUUGGCGUCUUCAUCCAGUCCUUCGCCACCAACCUCGCAAUGUUCGCCUCCGCCCGCGCCAUCAUCGGUAUGGGCUUGUCAUUUGAGUACACCGCUGCGCCGAUGCUGGUCACUGAGCUCGCACAUCCAACCCACCGAGCUCAACUCUCUACGCUGCUCAACACACUCUACUACUUCGGUGCAACUCUGGCCGCUUGGGUCACGCUUGGCACACUGACGAUCCAGAGCGACUGGAGCUGGCGCAGUGUCUCGCUGUUGCAGAUGUUCCCAUCCAUCAUCUCGAUCCUUUUCACAUGGUUCGUACCGGAGUCUCCACGUUGGCUUGUCAAGAAGGGCAAGGUGGAAAAGGCCCGCGACAUCAUCCUCAAGUAUCACUGUGGAGGCGACGAGAGUGAUCCCUUGUUGGCCCUGGAGAUGCACGAGAUCGAGAGCACCCUUGCCUUUGAGCGUGAAAACAGUGGUGGCAGCUGGCUCGAACUGUUCAAAACUCGUGGCAACCGAUGGAGAACAUGGGUGGUUUGCAGCUGUUCUUUCCUGACCCAAGCGACCGGUACCACUCUUAUCGGCUACUAUCUCGUGGUCGUGCUGAGUGGCAUCGGUAUUACCAACCCUCGUACCCAGUCGAUCAUCAACGGUUGCCUAACGAUGUGGAAUAUGGGUUGGGCUUUCUGGGGUGCUUACGUGAUCGACAAGUUCGGCAGGCGCAAGAUGAUGUUAAGUUCCCUGACCGGCCAACUGCUCCUCGGCUUCCUGCCAUGGACGAUCUGCAACGCCAUCUACACAAUGCGUGGUACCUCAGGCGCCGGCUACGCCGUCAUCGCGUUCAUCUUCAUCGGCUCGGCCUUUUACUCCACAACAUGGAACGGCAUCCUUACUGGCUACACCGUUGAGUGCAUGAGCUACGACGUCCGCAGCAAGCUCAUCGUCUCCCAGAACUUCCUAGUACAGGCCAGCAUCACUGGGUUCAACUACCUCAACCCAGUCGCGUUGCAGAACAUUGGCUGGAAGUAUUAUGUGGUCAUUGAUGUCAUCAUCGUCGUGGCGUGGGUUGUUGUGUACUUCACAUACCCCGAGACGAGCAAGAUCACGCUGGAGGAGGUCAGCACCAUCUUUGACGGGGAGAGGGCAAAGCAUGCCAUCCUGGAUGAGGACAUCAUGCAGGAGGCAACCAAGUAUUCCGCGGAUGACAAGGCGACGGUUAUAGAGAGGAGAGAGGUUGCGUCCGAGGCGUAGACGGAGUCUUGCCGAGUCGUAACAAUGCAAUCAUCUGCAGCU